CCGGAACUGCCUCCCAGUGCCGGCUUCUGUCUGGGUGUUGAGUUCCGGCACCAGAGUUCCCGGGCCUUUUGGCCUGUGCGGUCUGCACCUUUUUAAGCAGUGGAAUUCUCCAGUGCUUUACUGUUUUCUUGUUACGAUUAUUUAUUUUAUUUCCUGUGGUGUUUCAGCCUUCAUCCCUUCACCGUUUUUUUUGGUUGUUGUUGUUUUUGAGACGGAGUCUCGCUCUGUCGCUCAGGCUGGAGUGCAGUGGCGCAGUCUCGGCUCACCGCAACCUCCGUCUCCCGGGUUCUAGCAAUUCUAUUGCCUCAACCUCCCGAGUCCCUUCACCGUUUUUAAAGACUAAUUGGAGUAACUGGCCUUGGAACCUGUAGUCAGUCAUUUGCCUCAGGUUUACCUGCCAGUCCCACCCGUUUAAAGCAAGGGAAUUCGACCCCCUUGUCUUGAAUGGGCCUAAGAGGAGCGGUCGGUUCUGUUCCUUUCUUGGUGGAUAGCCGUUUAAAACUUGGAGGAUGGACUCUACGAACUCUAGACGGCGACGUUCUUAGAUGUUUUCGUUCAGUGAGGUUCUGGAACAUUUCAACUGCAAGUCCGCCUUCCUUGGUUGACUCUGGAGAUGUUUCACCAAGCAGAAGAAUUCUUAUCUAAAACAACAAACAAUGAGGUGGAUGACAUGGACACAUCAGAUACCCAGUGGGGCUGGUUUUACUUGGCAGAAUGUGGGAAGUGGCACAUGUUUCAGGUUUUCACAAUCAUGUAUUUAGAAGAAACAGUAUGUGUUUACUGUGUGUACAGAGGGUGAAUGUGACUGAGAGUUGCAUAGUGUCAGUACAUCUGAGCAACUCCAAGUUUGAUUUGGUGAACAAAGAGAAAGGGAAGAACAAAUCCAUAUUAAACACUUCUGUAUGCCAGCCGGAUACCAACAGUCAGUGUUCAGUUAGCAGUGAAGAUAUCGAAAAAAGCUUCAAAGCAAACCCUUGUGGCUCCAUUUCUUUUACUACUUCCAAAUUCAGCUACAAGAUAGACUUUGCAGAAAUGAAGCAAAUGAAUCUCACCACUGGAAAGCAGCGCUUAAUAAAAAGAGCCCCCUUUUCUAUCAGUGCUUUCAGUUAUAUCUGUGAAAAUGAAGCUAUCCCUAUGCCACCACACUGGGAGAAUGUGAAUACUCAAGUACCAUAUCAGCUUAUUACUCUGCACAAUCAAACACAUGAAUAUAAUGAAGUUGCCAAUCUCUUUGGGAAAACGAUGGAUCGCAACCGAAUCAAAAGAAUUCAGAGAAUUCAAAACCUAGAUUUGUGGGAGUUCUUUUGCAGGAAAAAGGCUCAGCUCAAGAAAAAAAGAGGUGUGCCUCAGAUUAAUGAACAAAUGCUAUUUCAUGGUACCAGCAGUGAAUUUGUGGAAGCAAUUUGUAUUCAUAACUUCGAUUGGAGAAUAAAUGGUGUACAUGGUGCUGUCUUUGGAAAAGGAACGUAUUUUGCUAGAGAUGCUGCUUAUUCCAGUCGUUUCUGCAAGGAUGACAUAAAGCAUGGAAACACAUUCCAAAUUCAUGGUGUCAGCUUGCAACAGCGGCAUCUGUUUAGAACAUACAAAUCUAUGUUUCUUGCUCGAGUGCUAAUUGGAGAUUACAUAAAUGGAGACUCCAAAUACAUGCGACCUCCUUCCAAAGACGGGAGCUAUGUGAAUUUAUAUGACAGCUGUGUGGAUGAUACCUGGAACCCAAAGAUCUUUGUGGUUUUUGAUGCCAACCAAAUCUAUCCUGAGUACUUGAUAGACUUUCAUUGAUUUCACUUCCAAAUCUCAGUUGUCAAGAAGGCUUUAUUCCUUUUUGCAGGAAGAUUUGCUCUCCAAUCGUCUAGCCACUAAAUGUUAAUUAUCUGAUAUGAAACAGAUAGGAAAAAAAGGUGGCCUCUAUAUAAAAAGACAAUACUGACUUUAAGGUUGGUUUUUGCCUGUUUCUUGUAGUCUUGUUUGUUAAAAAUUGAUAACAUUGUCAUUUUAACGCAUGGGGUGAAAGAUACCAUUCAAAAUGGAAUCCGAUGAGUGUUAACUAAUGUGGUCAUUCAGAUCUUUAAAGUUUACAUGUGUGUUAUAAAUGACUAGUUCAAAUAGACUUACUCGUAUAAAUGUUGAAAAAAUAGAAAUACAGACAAAAAGAUGUCCAUUUAGAGGAAUUGAUCCUUUGUAAAUUGAAUUCAGGUAGUAGUAUCAUCCACCAAUUCAUAUGUUGCUUUGUUGGUCUUCUGAAGGAGGGAUUUAAAACUCUGAAACAAUCUGAGUACCUUGAGAGAAAUCCGAAACCACAAUUAUUUGCAGUGCUGUCAAACAAGUCAGAAGGAGGAAAUCAAGGUAGAGUGUCCUGCUUUCCAGUUGCCUUAGGAUAGCAGGCUGCAGCCUCAGACUUACUCCUGUCAUUCUCCUCUGUCUCCUACAUCUGAGUUGAUAAUUGCUGCAAAAUAUCAUUAGCCUACACUUCAUCCACCAGGGCUCUUGGAUUCUUGCACCACCACUUGCUGUGCAAGGUAUUUAUUGCAUCUUCAAAGUGAAACUUCAAAUUAUUAUUCAAACAUUUAUUUUCCUUUUGUUUUAGAAUCCCAACAAUGAUCACUUCAAAGAUUUUUUUUAACCUUUUCCCCUGCAGUUCACACAGCUAUUCAACAAUUAUUUCUAAAAUUCAUAUUUUAAAUUUGUGUCUCUCCAUUUUGAAACAUUAUAGAAAGCAUGGAAUGCUUGAGACAAAUCUGGUUUAUCCUUUUAAGUAGCUUUUGACAACCUACUCUCUUGAAAAGUUAAGUAUAAUUUUUAAUCAGGCUUAGUGGAAAUUUGUUUACCUGUUCCAUCUGUUUUGCUGUUCCAUUGUAAGGCAGAUGAGAAGUGUUGGAACACCUUCCUUCCCCUAAAGGUGUUCUAGCAGAGGCGAAACAGCAACUUGGCAGGCACGUUGUAUAGGAGUUCAAGCACCAGAUGGGAAAUUGCCCGUGUGAUGGGUAAGAGUCUUUCACCUUUCUUUCUUUCCUUUCUCUUCUUUCUUUUGUCUUUCUGUAUUUCUCUUUCUCUUUCCUUAUCUUUCUCCCUCCAUCCCUCCCUCUCUUCCUUCCUUCUUCCUCCCUCCCUUCCUCCCUUCCCUCCUUCCUUCCUUCUUCCCUCCCUUUCUUCCUUCUCUUUCUUUCCUCCCUUCCUUCCUUCUCUUUCUUCCUCCCUUCCCUUUCUUCCCUCCUCUCUUUCUCUCUCUCUCUCUCCCCCUUCCUUCCCUUCCUUUCUUUCCACUCUCUCUCUCUUUUUUUUUUUUUGGCAAAGUCUUGCUCUGUGCAGUGGCACGAUCUCAGCUCACUGCAACCUCCAUCUUCUGGGUUCUGCCAAUUCUCCUGCCUCAGCUUUCCCAAUAGCUAGGACUACAGGUGCACACCACCAUGCCCAGCUAAUUUUUGUGUUUUUAGUAGAGACAGGGUUUUGUCCUGUUGAACCCCUGACCUCAGGUGAUCCGCCUGCCUCAGCUUCCCAAAGUGCUGGGAUUACAGGCCUAAGCCACUGCGGCAGGCCUGAUUCUCUGUGAUUCUACCUUUAAAAGAGAACACACGCACCAAGCCUUUUUCAGAAAGCUUUUCUCUAACUCUAAUAGCGAAUUUUCUCUCUAUUAUCCUUGCCCAAUUUUGACUGAGAGUUAGUGAAUACAAUUUAACUUCUUAAAAACUUCCAGUGUCUUAUGCUUAUAUUGUUCACUUAAAUCAUUUGAAUUAGAAAGGCAUCUACAAAUAAUAAAAGUAAAGAGUAUAGACUUAGAUACUUAGAAGACUUCUUCAAGUGCCAUCAUCCCCCAGAUUUCCAUUAAAGCAUUUGUGUAAUUGUGCAGUGGGAGGUAAGUAGUACCCAGGAAAUUACAUGUACAAUACUUUGAAACAAAAUGGUAACAAAGAUUUCCUGACUCAGGUAUGCAGUCUAACUGCUGGUUUAGAUGAAGUGCUGAGAAUAUUUAUUUAGAAAAAGCACUCUAAAAAGCAUCUAGAGAUUAUCAUGAAAAUAAUUGGAGGCAAAGUCACUAGGCUGCCUUGUGAGAGGUAGCACACCAUGGCUCUAAACCUGUUCAAAAAAAUUAAUGUUAGAGACAUUAGGAAUUCAGGUUUUGAAAACCUUUUUUUUUCUAUUUAUUUGUUAUUUAUAUACAAAAAAAACCAUAUUAAAAUAGUCCUCCCUUCAACGUGGCUUUUUUCAAGUUUAACAGGCAUACCUGUCUCAGCACUUGUAUGGAAUAACUGUUGCAGCAUUUGGGAGUUAUUUUUCUUUUAGACAUUUGCAGAUCAGUAUUUGUGAGGCUAUCAAUGUGAACUCUGAACUUACCUAGUUGGUUUAUAUGAAAUAUGUAGAAUGCACUGCAGUAGCCAUUGUAAGAAAGUACUGUGAUUUUUUUGUUUUUGUUGUUGUUUGGUCUGAGAAUGUACUGCCAACCCCUCUUUUAUACAAGAGAACUGAUUUUGAUACAUAUUUUAAAAUAUGAUAGUAUAGAGUUAAUGGAUGUUAAAAUUUUAUUUCUUUGUUUUGGUAAGUAGAUCGAAUUGAGAAUUAUAUGAUCAGUACAUUUGAGAAUUAGAUGACCAGUAAGUAUAUAAUAAGACUGGGCACAACCAUUUGCCAUCUUCUUCUGUUAUCAUCACAUAGUGUGGGUGGGGAGAAUGAAUAAAAUCACUCUAGAAUAAUGAUAAAUGGUUUUUGAAACUCUGUAUUGAAUACAUUCCAGCUGACAAUGACUUCUUUUUCACUUUGGUGAUAUCAGCCUCAGGGUAAAAAAAUGUGUUUAUAAAAAAUAGUUUCAUAAAUCUUUUAGUUAUAAACAGGAAAGUUUUAUAUUAGUGUGUCAUUUCAUUUCUAGACUGUUGAUGUUGAUCAUGAUAAAGAAUUUGGAGCCAAUUUUGAUAUUUGAAUGUAUUGUUUUUACAUGUGAUGAUUAAAGUUCUCUGUUAGCAGUU
This is a messenger RNA of Callithrix jacchus (white-tufted-ear marmoset), 4955 nucleotides long. RefSeq names its product poly(ADP-ribose) polymerase family member 11 (gene PARP11). The record is from RefSeq and is a predicted model, not a curated record. Gene Ontology annotation, molecular function: NAD+ poly-ADP-ribosyltransferase activity. Gene Ontology annotation, cellular component: nucleus. Lineage: Eukaryota; Metazoa; Chordata; Mammalia; Primates; Cebidae.